GUUACGCAAUUUCAAGACAAGUGCUCCAGGAAGCUGAAAAGUUGUUGAAGGAACGGAGUGUAAACAAGGAUUUUAAAAACAUUGAAUAACACUGAAAUGCAGAAAGUUCACAGUGGCAUCUCCGUCAUCUAGCCUAAAAGGAGCUCGUAUGGCCAAGUCAAGGAAAGAAUCGGACUGCCAGAUGAAACUGUUCAAGUUAUGAGGAACAUUUGCCUUUGGGAUCUCCCGCUAAACAGAUUUGCUGCUUUUUACUGUGUAUGGAUUUCUGCAGUGUACUGUACUUUCUCAAAAAACUGUCAAAACUUGUGUACAAGUAACCUGGAAGGAGAACUUGGAAUUACUAACCUUUGCAAUGUUAGUGACAUCACUGGAGCAUGCACACAGGGAUGUCAGUUUUGGAAUGCAACAGUGCAAAUCGAUUGCCCACUGAAAUGUAACAAGACAUACAUUAGAGCAUGUGAGACAGUUUCCUGUAAAUUUGGCUGUAGCCGUGCAGAGGAUGCAUAUGGAGUUGAAGCACAAAACUACUUGAAUAAACCUAGUGCUCCGUUUGCAUCUGCCAUUGGAAGUCACAAUGUCACAUUAGGGUGGAAGCCAGCUAACAUCUCUGGGGUGAAAUAUAUUAUCCAGUGGAAGUUCAAUCAGCUCCCUGGAGACUGGAGGUACACAAAGGUAGUAUCUGAAAAUUCAUAUACAGUCAAAGAACUUCAAGCCUUCACAGAGUACGUGUUCCGAGUGACUUGGAUCAUUACAUCUCAGCUGCAACUCCAUUCUUCAUCGAGUCCCAGUUACCGGACACAUGCUUUUGGAGCUCCUGCAACAGCUCCUGUCAUUGAAGAUAUCCAAAGUUCAAGUCCAAACACUGUUGAAGUUAGGUGGUCUCCACCACUUUUUCCCAAUGGGCUGAUUGUUGGAUAUAACUUGCUCCUGACCAGUGAGAAGCAUGAGCUGCUGAGAGCCUCGAGAGGGCACAGCUUUCAGUUCUACUCCACUUUCCCAAACAACACUUACAGGUUCAGUAUUGUGGCAGUUAAUGAGUUUGGUGCUGGACCUCCUGCUGAAGCCAACAUCACAACCCCAGAAAGCAAAGUUAAGGAAAAAGCAUCAUGGCUCUUCCUAUCCAGAAAUCAGUCUUUAAGGAAGAGAUACACAGAACAUUUCCUCGAAGCAGCCCAGUGUCUGCAAAAUGGUGUUAUACACCACAACAUUACAGGAAUUUCUGUGAAUGUUUACCAGGAAGUUGUCUACUUUUCUGAGGGGAAUUCCAUCUGGGUGAAAGGAGCUACAAAUAUGUCCGAUGUAUCUGACCUAACACUCUUUUAUGCUGGCUGGGGGAAUAUUACAUCCAUCUCAGUAGACUGGCUUUACCAGAGGAUAUACUUUGUCAUUAAUGAAAAGAUACAUGUCUGCCAUUUAGAGAACUGCACAGCAGCUGAAGACAUCACUCCUCUUAAUGUGAUGUCCCCCAGAAAGGUUAUAGCUGAUCCCUUUAACGGCUAUAUUUUCUGUCUCCUGGAGGAUGGCAUAUACAGAGCAAACCUUCCGCUCUUUCCUGGCACUGCCUCCACAGCUUCACCAGUAGUGAAAUCCAGUGCUCUGAGAGACUUCAUGAUCAGCUUCCAAUCUAAGAGACUUGUUUUCUUCAACAAAACAGAACAAGCCUUUGUGUCAGGUUUUCUUGAUGGUUCAGAGCUUCACACACUGCGAUCACACAUGCCACUUAAUGACGUGGAGAGCUUUGUUUAUGAGGAUGGCACAUUUACUGUCACAGAUGGCCAGGCAGUUUACCAUGAGGAGGUCUCUCCAGUGGGGAGUUCUAGCUUCAAUGAGUAUGUUGUGGAUUGCAAUUUGGCCUAUCCAGAGUACUUUGGCUUUGGCAACUUGGUUUUCUACGGAGCAUCUACUCAGCCUUUUCCUUUACCAACUCCUCCUCGUUUUGUCACGGCACUGUUUGGAUUGGACCAAGCUGUGAUCAGCUGGAAACCACCUGAACACACUAUUGGAACCAGUCUGUCUGCCUGGCAGAACUGGACCUAUGAUGUGAAAGUGUCACCUCAGCACCCAUCUGAGGAGGAACGGAUUGUCUCAAACAUUAGUGACACGAGGUUUACAAUGAAGGAUCUGGCCAGCUUCAUGACAUAUGAAGUGUCUGUUAGAGCUGUGUCUCCUGCUGGUGAAGGACCGUGGUUGGAGUCAUUUAGAGGCACAACUUUAGCAGAAACUGAAGAAGAACCAUAUAUAUUGGCAGUGGGGGCUGAAGGGCUCUGGAAGCAGCGGCUGGAUAGCUAUGGGCCAGGAGAACUCCUCUAUCCUCAAAUAAGAAAUAUUUCAGACUUCGACUGGUAUAAUGACACUCUUUAUUGGAUUAAUUACAUGGGCAAAGUGCAGACCUGGUCACUGGGCAAAAGAGAGGGUACCACUGAGAAUACUUAUAUAUCUGACAUCAGAAAUGCAAGGGUGUUGGCCUUUGAUUGGUUGGGUCAGUGCUUGUACUGGGCUGGUAAGGCAAAUACGAUCUACAGAAAAUCGCUGCUGGGAGGCCAUAUGGAUGUUGUGGCUCAUGUUGUGUUCCUAGUGAAGGAUCUAGUAGUGGAUUCAAUAAAUGGCUAUUUGUACUGGGCCACAAUGUAUUCAGUGGAGGGUGCAAGAUUGAAUGGAGAGGAGUAUCUUGUGUUACAGGAGCAGCUACAGUUUUCUGGUAAACAGGUGGUUGGUUUAACUUUGGAUCUCACCUAUGGUUUUCUCUACUGGCUUGUGCAAGAUAGUCUAUGCCUAAACCUAUACAGAGUUUCUCUUUGCAAAGAAGGUUGUGGUAAUGCUAUCAUCACAGAAUUUGUAGCAUGGAGUAUCUCAGAAGUAUCUCAGGUUGCACUGGAGUACUACAGUGGUCGUCUGUUCUGGAUUAAUAGUCUUCAGUUCAUUACAACUCAGGAAGUCAAUCAGAGCCUUAGCAUUCCCUUCUCACAGCCAGCAAAUUUUGAAGCCUUUACACUUGUUCACACAUCACUUAAACCUUUGCCAGGAAAUUUUUCUUUUACACCCAAAGUGAUUCCAGAUUCAGUGCCAGAGUCUUCCUUCAGGGUUGAAGGAAAUUCUUCAAGUUUUCACAUCACUUGGAGUCCUUCCACAAAUGUGGAUUGGGGAACCGUCUUUUACUGCACAGGAUCAAAAGCUCUACAAUCUUUGCAGGGUGAAAGAUGGCUCCAUCACCAUAACCUGACAGUGCCAUCCUACCGAGUUGAUGGCCUGGAACCAUUUGCACUCUUUGAUUUUACUGUCACUCCAUACACAUACUGGGGCAAGGCAUCAACAACAUCUGUACUCCUUCGAGCCCCUGAAGGAGUUCCUUCAGCCCCUACGAAUCCCAGAAUAUAUGUGUUACGAAACAACCUAUAUAGAAGUGAUGAGAAUGUCCUUGUGGAGUUCAGAUGGGACAAGCCCGAAAGGGACAAUGGAGUAUUAACACAGUUCAGGGUUUACUAUCAACUAUUGAGUCAGAAUGGCACUGCUGACACCUCCACAGAGUGGAACAUGAGCAACAUCAAACCCACCCUGAUGGUCUUUUCUCUCAAGAAUGUGUUUUCUAGCCUCACAGUAAGGUUUCAGGUGCAAGCCUUCACCUCUGUGGGUCCAGGACCUUUGUCUGAUAUAGCUGAGAGGAACUCAUCAGAUCUUUUCCCUGUCCCAACUCUAAUAACUGUUUCUGCCAAGAAGUUGUUGCUUACUGACAUAGACAAUAAUAAUACCAUAUGGGAACUUUCAGCAAAGGCAAAUGUAAAAGAUGUCUGUUAUAUUGUUAAUGAUGACAAAGCGUACUAUAUUGUAGAAGAUUCUCUUUUUCUCCUGGAUAUAAAGACUACUUCAAAGUUUCAGUUUUUCAAAGAUGCAUAUCUUCACAAUGCCACAGCCAUCACAGUUGACUGGAUUGCAAGACAUAUCUUUGUUGCCCUGAAAACACCAUGGAAUGAAACUGAAGUGUUUGUUAUUGAUCUUGAGCUCAAGAUAAAAUCUCUAAAAGCCUUGAACAUACAGUUGGGUAAAAGUAAUUCAACUGUAUCAUCUCUGUUGUCAUAUCCUUUGUUAAGCCGCUUGUACUGGAUUGAAGAGCUUGAUUAUGGCAGCCGCAUGUUUUGUUAUGAUAUUCUGAAUAACACCGUGCACCACAUUUUGGGAUACAUAUCAGUAGAAGAACAGAUGAGGAACUACUGCACCUGUAACGUAGCAGAAGCAGAUCUAGGAAGACCUAUGAGUAUAGAUGUGUCUGACUCCAAGAAUCCUCAGCUGCUCUUUGUCAAAGGAGGAGAUGAAAUAUGGGCCUCAGACAUGGAUGGUUGCCACUGCUGGAGAAUUACCAAAAUACCAAGUUUCCAAGGUAAGAAAAUUGGCAGCUUGACUGUAGAUAAGAAAUUUAUAUACUGGAGCACUGAAAUGGCGGAAUACACUGAAAUCUGGCUAGCAAAUAAAGCAAGCACAAGACACUCUCUUCAGAAGAGAGCAAAUCAUAAGCUGAAAAUCUUAGCUUACAACUCAGCGGCGCAAUUGUAUCCAGAUGAAAGAUGCCUGAUUCUACUGCUAGACACUGAGAAACCUACUAUUCUUGAUACGACAAACACCAGUAUUACAUUAAGCUUGCCAUCUGCCACACCACAGCAGCUAUGUCCUGGCAUAUCACAGCCUACGCCAACAUAUCUGGUAUUUCUUGGACAAAUGACUAACAGCCAUGGGAACUCAAGCUACCAUUUGUCUACUCUACAGCAAAACCCAUUGGAAUUUCAGGGUUCUAUAGCCAUCAUAGACAAUCUACAGCCAUUUUCAAGUUAUGUCAUACAAGUUGCAGUGAAAAACUACUAUUCAGAUCAGGAAGUGCUGCCUAUGGGAAAAGAGACAAUUGGCACAACUCUGUAUGGAGUCCCAGAGGCAGUUGAUUCCAUUAAGACAGUGGUUUUGUCUGACACCACCAUCAACAUCUCUUGGAGUGAACCUUUGAAGCCAAAUGGACCUCUGGAAUCUGUCCGCUAUCAAAUCUCUGUUAAUUUAUUGCCUCCUGUCCCAGUGACACCCUUGCGAAAAAGUGAAUUUCCAGAUGGGACACUUGCCUGGUCUGUCAGUGGGCUCCAAUCUGGAACAAUCAAUUCAUUCAAGGUUCUUGCUUUUCAUCCCAACGAGAACUGGUUUUCUGAAAGUGUCCCUGUUAUUGCAAAGACUUUUGAGACUCCAGCUGCACCUGACAAUAUAGUUCCCAGGAACACCAGUGUCCAGCUGGAAUGGAGAGCUCCUCUACAUGUCAAUGAAACCAGCUUUUGGUUUGAGCUGCGUAAGUGGCAAAGAAAAAGUGACUGGUUUUCUCCUGCAAGCACUGCGUGCACAGCAGAUCUUGUUUACACAUGCAAUCUCACAGGAACUCUUCCUUCAACCAACUACUUUGUAAGAGUAACAGUAGUUUAUGUUACAGGAGUGCAAAGUACUUCCUCUCCAACAAGCUUUAAAACUACAGCUGGUGUUCCCAGUAAGCCAGGAGUUCCAAAAAAAUCAGAAGACAUCAAAAACUCUGUACAGUGGGAAAAGGCUGAUGAUAAUGGAAGCAACCUGACCUACUACAUCUUAGAAAGCAGGAAGCAUUCUAACAACACCACAAAGUCCCUGUGGGAGGUGGUUUACAAUGGCUCCUGUACCAGCAUUUGCACAUGGGAGGCCAAGAACCUAGAAGGAACUUUCCAGUUCAGAGUGGCAGCUGCAAAUGCGCUGGGACUUGGUGAAUACAGUGACACAAGCAAGGAUAUAAUUUUGGGUGAAGAUACAGUUAUCUCCCCAGACACCAUCAUUGCCAUUGCUGCUGUGAGCGGAGCUGUCGUGCUGAGCUUGACUGCGGCCACGCUAUUUGGCUUUGUAUGGCACCAAAGAUGGAAAUUCGGAAAACAGGCCAUGCCUGGGCAGAUAGUGUUUAUGGAGGAAGAUAAAGAAUUAGCUCGACUCAGGAGGAUGGCUGAGACAGUGGGACUAGCCAACGCCUGUUAUGCUGUAAGCACUCUUCCUUCUCAAGCAGAGAUUGAAUCAUUGCCAGCUUUCCCUCGGGACAAACUGAACUUACACAAAUUGUUAGGAAGUGGAGCAUUUGGAGAGGUGUAUGAAGGGACUGCAGUAGACAUCCUGGCAGAUGGAAGUGGAGAAUCCAAAGUAGCAGUCAAGACUUUGAAGAAGGGUGCGACAGACCACGAGAAGAGUGAAUUCUUGAAGGAGGCACACUUAAUGAGUAAAUUUGAUCACCCUCACAUUCUGAAGUUACUUGGUGUCUGCCUGUUAAAUGAACCUCAGUACCUUAUAUUGGAGCUGAUGGAAGGAGGGGAUCUACUUAGCUAUUUACGAGGAGCCAGAAAGCAAAAGCCCCAGAGUCCCUUACUGACAGUGACUGAUCUCUUGGAUAUAUGUUUGGAUAUUUGCAAAGGCUGUGUCUAUUUAGAGAAAAUGCAUUUUAUACACAGGGACCUGGCUGCUCGCAACUGUCUUGUGUCUGAAAAAAGAUACGAGAACUCCUCCCGUGUAGUAAAGAUUGGUGAUUUUGGACUUGCCAGAGAUGUCUAUAAAAACGAUUAUUACAGGAAAAGAGGAGAAGGCCUGCUCCCUGUCAGAUGGAUGGCUCCUGAAAGCCUCAUUGAUGGUGUCUUUACAAAUCGCUCUGAUGUCUGGGCUUUUGGAGUCUUAGUGUGGGAAACAUUAACUUUGGGUCAACAACCAUAUCCAGGUUUCUCCAAUACAGAAGUUUUACAGCAUGUACGAUCCGGAGGAAGGCUGGAAUCUCCAGAUAACUGUCCUGAUGACCUAUGUGAUUUAAUGACAAGAUGCUGGGCCCAAGAACCUCACAGUAGACCUACUUUUGCAUAUAUUCAGGACAAACUGCAAGAGAUAAGACACUCUCCACUGUCCUUUAUCCACCACCUUGAAGACAAACAGGUAGCAACUGGAGUCAUCAACCAAGCUUUUGAAGAUAGUGACGUUCCAUGUGCAGAUUCGGACAGUAUUCUUUCAGCCAUGAUGAUGGAAACGAGGAAUCAAGAGGGCUUAAAUUAUUUGGUAUUAGUCAAAGAAGGCAAGCAAGAUCAAGGAAGCAUUAGUUCUGCUGAACAUACUUAAUAUGGUUCCCUCUGUUUGAGAGAAGGAGGGAAAGAAGAGAAAAAGCUCUAUCAAAGAAGACAAAAGCCAAGGAAAAUAGUCAGCACAUUGUCACAGAGAUGUCUUAAAAACCCAACAGCUUUCUAAAACACUAAAACUAUCAGAAAAUACCAUAAGGUACUGAAUAAUGUGUAGCAGAAUAAGACAACAAUUACGUAACUUUUAAUUUUCUACAUGUUAUGGUUUGGGUGUUUCACAGGAGAUAGUUUAAGGGAAUAAAACUUAUAAUCAGACAGUAAAUGAUUUUACUGUAGUGUUGACCAAACUCAUGCAAUCACAUAUGCCUCAGAUGCAGGAAGUCCUUCCAAAAAGGGAGCACUGGUGUGCUGUUUCAAAGAAGGGACAAACUCACUCAUGAAAAGAAAAAACCAGUUGAAAUAUAGCUUCAUUGUGCACAAAUAAGUCUUUACAAAUUGAAAAAGUAGCAUAAAUUCCUAGUGAACUCCAAAUCAGAAAAGAAUUGAAGGGGUCUGGGUUGUCCAUUGCUGGGAAUGGUCUAUUUCAUUAUUUAAUUUAUGCAAAUGUUUGCAGUCAUCUUGAAUGUUUAGUUGCCCAGUGAUUGAUGUGUGAAUCUAGACAGUCCUUUUUUCUUACAUUUAUUUUGCUUUCCCUUUUUAAUGUUCAUCAUCCUUGCUUAUUUUUUAUCAGACUGGGUGAAGGGAGGUACUUUUCCUUGAUGUGUUGGAAGAUCAAGUCAAAGUAGAUAAUAAAAUUAUAUAUAUAAAUCAUAAUUGAAUAAAAGACAACAAUGAACUUUUUGGAACAUUUCAUCAUGAAUAAAAGUUUGCAAAUUAUGCAGAGCUCUUCACUGACAUCUGUCAGGAAGCUAGAAAUAUGCUCUGAUUUUAUGCAAAUAUUUGAUAAUGGGAGACACUGGAAAGUAAUAAAGGCACUAUCUGAUGUCAGAAUGUACAUAUUUUUAAGAUGUGACUCCACUGAAAUCAAGCUUCAAAAGUUUUUUAAAUGAAGAUCCAACACAAAUGAACAAGAAAUUAAGGGUUUGACCAUUUUACUCAAAAGAAACAGAAAUGGCCAUCUUUUAAAUUAGGAUUCUUCAAAGUCCCUGACAAAGCUCAUUCAAGCAGUCUAUAAUUAUGUAAAUUUUUUUCUUCACCUACAAAUUAGUGCACAAGCCAGAUUUGCUAAUAACAAUAACUGCAACAUUUUGUUUUUUAAUUCUAAGGUAUGCUUAACAGACCCUGAGUGACAAACAAAUAUAUAAAUACCGUAUAAUGUUUCCUUGCUCUUCAAGUGCUGCUUGAGUGGUUGUGCAGCCAUUCCUUCCAUUUCAGUAACUUAAACAUGAAUAAUGUUUACUAACCAGUAGCAUGUGCUGGUCAGAAACCAAGAAGACCCCAGUUCUGUACUCAUCACACCUGGAUGACUUCAUGUAUGUGUGUAAUUUCACCUGACUACAAAGUACUGCUCAGUCAGCAAGCCACAAACAAAGGUUUUGCAAAUCAGUGGGACUUCAUAUGAUAUGUUUUUCUUUAGCAGGAAAGGCCUAGAAUCCUUCCAAUUUUUUGUCUAGGCAACACCUUUCACAGGCCUCAUGAUCGUGUCUGUGAUGUGAUAACCCAAGUCAGUUCAGAUUUGUGUAGGUCUGAGUUGGAAAAGAUUCACGCAAGAGCCUGUCCAACACAGGGAAAAUAGGUUAGCGGGCAAGAUGAGUGUCAGUGGCAUACAGCAGCCAGAAGUAACACCCCUGAGUUCUUAAAGUAGCCAUGAAUACCCAAAGCAGCACAGAAAAAAACAAAGGGGAAGAUAACUCUUGCUUUCUCAACAUUUUCUAAGUGUUUCAAGACAAGACUAACUUUAAUGGAGGAUUUCUCACAGCAUGAUGAAGAAGAAAAUGUCAAGUUUAACACAUUGCCAAUAAAUGAAAGUUCAGGAUAUUGACCAGUGAUCUACGCCUUUUGCACCUAAUAACAUGAAAAAUGGAUUGGACUGGAUGAAACACAAAUCUUGCAAUCCAAAUCUAGGGAUCCUGAUCUACAACUUGCUGAAUUCAGUGAAAGACACAAUACCUAACCCUCCCCAUACAUGCAGUGAUCUGAGGGAUGCUGAGUGAUACAGUUUGUCAGCUCUGAGCAUGACCCUAUCCGUCACUCCAUUCUCCCUCACUUCCCUGCCUUAGAGAAAGGAUGCAAACACAACUAUUCCACUGAGUCAUGGUAAAGCUGAAUUUGCUGUAUGCAAACUUGCUUCACUUGCAUUUACUCGUGAUGACACUCACAAAGAGUUUCUUAAUCCCUUAUGUUUCCCUAUCGCCCUUUUCUUCACACAUCUUCAUCACUUCACCUUCUCUAUCUCAUUGAAGAGAAGCUGCUAUGAAGAAAAUGAACUCCAUCCCAGCCAUACCCCGCACAGUCUCUAACCUGCCCAGGAAGAGGAGACGUGUGGUGCCAGGUGCUGAUGUCCCAGGUGAGUCUCUGGUUUGCAGCCGGUUCCUGUCUCAAGAUCUUACUUGCUUCUUGAUGCCAACACAAACACUUGGCGAGAUCCCUGAGGAAUGAUGGUGAGCAUGCUGCAGGACGUGAUACCAUACACAACCCACUAGUGCUGGCAAUGACUGAACUCUGAGCCGUGCUUGGACAGACAUGGACAUACUAUGUGGCUUUAGUUGGCUUAUUUAAUCUCUCAGCUGCAAACUUGACAUCCCUAUGAACGGACGAAAAAUAAUUACUGCUACCUAUGAAUAGUAUUUACUACAACAUAACACAAAUACUGUGGUGAUUAAUUAAAGUUUUUAAAUUAUUUUGUAAAUGUGAAGGGCCAGGGCAGAUGCUACAUAUUUACUAAGGCAGCAUUUCCAGUGGCAUCAAUUCUAGGUCUGCUGUCAUCAUUUCCCUUGGUCUACAGCGGAUGGUAACACCUGACCAUCAGUGCACUUCUGUUUUUCAGAGUUGUUUGCAAGGGCCUUUGAGCCUCGUGACCAGAUCUAUCCAAAAGCGGCGUACCUCAUGUUUUCCAUUCAGGACCACAGUCAAGAUCCUACAACAAAAAAAAUAAUGCUUUAUGACAAAAAUAUUAAGUCCUUACUGGGUCACAGAUAAACUUAUAGAAAAUUUACAUGUAGCUGCUGCUGCGAGACAUGCCAGGCUUCAGUGGGAUCACUCACUCAUGCCCAUGUGCCACAGAGGGACCACUCAGCAGCCUGACAUGAGUUAUGGGAUUGUGGCUGUCAGGAUCUCCAAAGACAAAACUUACACAGUUUGAAAAGAGGAUUUUUUGAGAUAUGGAAAGCAAAAUAUGUGCUUGCUUGUACCACAUAGGACUGAAAAAUGUAAGGCCUUCAGAUGGUUUCUUUGCCUUUUUUAUACUUAACAUUCAAGUCUCAUCUUCUCUGGGAGACUUUACUGUCAGUCAUUCAAUGGCAUCGUCCCAAGAUUCAGGGAACUUAAUAACUAUCAGAAAGGCAAAAGGUCAUGCAGCUACACUGCUAACAUGAGCGUUUUCUAUUAGUCUUCUUUACCUGCAAAAAACAAAUAAGUGGCAGGGACAAGAAAGGCAGAAGCUGAGUUCACCACAGCCUUACUUAUGUGAGAAGCUUGAGCCAGGGCCCAGGGCUGAGAAAUAAGAUGUUGUUUCUCAGCUUUCCUGGUACCCUAGGUAAGAGAGACUAGUAAGACCCUUCAGAUCACAAGAUCCCUCAAAAUUUGGUUUCCUAAAUACCUGUAUGAAAGGACACAAAGAUCUUUAUGGCAGGGCCACUGAACCCUUUCUUCCCUUGGCUGUUUUCAGAACAGUUUUACUGUCUACUUUAAUUGACUAAUACCUCCAUCUUUUGGUGGCUUUUCUUUUUUUUUCCUCUGGUAUCUGUGGCACGCUGCAUAUGAAGGCACACAACCAGGUGAAACUGACUCUUUGCGAUACAGGUUUAAGACUGCACAUUUUAAUAAGAACUGUGAAGGCAAGCUUCCUUCUAGAUUCAAAUUUAUGUCUUUCUACACAAAGUUGAUCUUAACUCAGCUACAACAGACUUGAAAAUAGUCAUUAUAGAAAAGAAUGUCUGUAAAAUAGCCCUGACAGGUCUGAUGGUGGCUAAAAAAUUCUGGUUUACCUUCAUUUCUUUUAACCGAUUCUUGAAAGUUUUCCUUAUACACAAACACACAUUGGAGUGAGUUGUAUGAGCUUGCAUACCAGGUGGAUUUUUCAAGUGAUCAUGGGUCUAUUUAUAAUGACACUUGGCACCUCUAACUGACAUUAUGUUUUAACUCUAAUAAAUAACCAGAAACCCAGUGCAUCAAAGCCAAGUGAUGAUGCCAAAAUAUUGUCAUUAUUGCCAGUGACAUGACUGAUACUGCCAUAUAAAAUGACCUUUUUAAUAAUGUGUUAACUUCUUCUUCAGAUGACGUCUUCCCUUUGGAGGAUGUUCAUCACCGCCUUCUAUCUUUUACGGUAAGAACUGAACUGUGAAACAGCCACUCUCUGUUUAGAUACCAAUCCCUUUUGCAAUGCUGUUGACAUAGCUGGAUCUUCUUUUUCCUGAUGUUUUUUCUCUCCUAUCUUCUCUGACAAGUCACUUAGUACUUGUCAGAGAUGUGGCGACUGAAAUGCUUUUGUUCUCCUAUGCACUACAGUAAGCAACUACAGUUACCUCUUCAUCUAUCCUAUAGGAAACUCAGUGGAGUUUCAACAUGUUUUGUAGCACCAAAAUCUCACCACUCUGAUUAAUCUCCUGGUGUAUUUCUCUUCACCUAUCCAAUUUUUGCACCUUUCCAGGUGGGCUGACCAUGUGUAAGUGCUCAGUAAUUUCCAAUCACAAAUAUAUUUAGCUUUCUCUUACAGAGAAACAGGAGAGGCAGAAGUCUGGGAGUCACAGAAUUAACCUUUUAUGAAAAUAUCUUCUCUUACAUCUUUGUAUUUCUUCAGUCCGAUAUCACCACAUCCCCAAGGAUGAAAACCUACUUACAUGGCGCAGCCUUGUGUUCUUCAAGUAGGACUUUUCCAGCUUUGUGCUUCCAUCUGUUUGUCUGUGGACAUAGUCUUUGUUAUCCUACUAGAGGCAUUACUCUUUAAUUUUUGAGUCUGUUGCUUAAGGCGCAAAGAAUUAUCCUGUACCUGAAUCUACUGAAACAAAACUAGUGGCCAUGAUAAACCAUGGUUGGUUGCCAAAUAUGUCCUCUUGCCUACCCCACUCAGAGGUGGCUCUUGGCUUUAGUGGCAGCAUCACCAGAUCAGACGUUGUCACUUCUCUUCAAAGAAGCAAGCAGAGAAGGGACUGUUGGUCCUAUUUCUUGCCAGCAUUCAAGGCUGGCAUUAAAUAAUUAACACAGGGAUCAAAAAUGAGGGAAAAAAAUCACACAUUUAGUAGUAUCUUUAAAAGUCUUUGUAUACUUAAUCAUGUGGUCUUGCGGCAGUAAGUUUAGGUGGUCACUGAGAGCUGAGUGACGUGUCACCAGCAAAAGGGCUGGACCUUAAGGCUCAGUUGUCAGGCCUGCAUCCCAUAGUCAUACUGCCACCAAAAUCAAGCUUUUCCACUUCUAACUUUUGGGUUGCUUCUAAUGUUUUUCAGAUCUUUUGUGCAAGGAAUGCUUUCUGAAAGGCCUACCUGUCUCCAUAUAGAAAUUAAUUUACGAGUAAAAUACUUGAUCUUGAAAGCAGCAUAAGAAAAGGUGGUGACAAAGUGACUAGAGAUGCAAGUGCCCGGUUGCUACUGUGUUUGUACACUUGUGUUUUGGCCCAGAUCAUAGACUCCUGCAGCUUCAAAGUAGUUUAUGUGUUUCUGGGGCAUGAGAAGAAAAAAAAAAAUAAAUGUGAGCAAUAAGAUGGCUUUUAGAAAACAGGCCUAUAUGCAAAGAGUUUGGACUGUGACUAAAAAUUUAUGACUGUUACUCUAAGGACUAUGCAUAUAUAAAAAUUGCAAAUUCUUAUCUGAUUUGUAUUUUUUUAAAAUUGCAAGAAUGUCAAGAGAAGUGGCAGAACAAACCAAUAAAGUGCCCUGAGAAAUACACUCCCAAAGAGGGCAAACAAAACCAAAUACAAGUGCCCUCUUAAACACGGGAUUUGUGUUUUCUUAGCAGAAUAAAUUCUCUGCCUUGACUCUCUGUGCUCUCACUGAAGUGGAGGUCAUGGCUAGUGACAACUGGG
This is a messenger RNA of Columba livia (rock pigeon), 13260 nucleotides long. It is a transcript of the gene ROS1, whose product is annotated as ROS proto-oncogene 1, receptor tyrosine kinase. The record is from RefSeq and is a predicted model, not a curated record. Bases 199 to 7128 code for a protein of 2309 amino acids. Gene Ontology annotation, molecular function: protein binding; ATP binding; transmembrane-ephrin receptor activity. Gene Ontology annotation, biological process: axon guidance; regulation of TOR signaling; ephrin receptor signaling pathway. The transcript is spliced from 44 exons. NCBI's taxonomy places the organism in Eukaryota, Metazoa, Chordata, Aves, Columbiformes, Columbidae. Gene Ontology annotation, cellular component: plasma membrane; signaling receptor complex; dendrite.